GCUAGAUGGCGUCAGGCUACAAAGAUAAGCGCCGCAGUUUUAACCCCAACAGCGCCCCAGCCUAUAUAUAGCAGCAGACAGGUAGGUAACAACCGUCAACUGAAAUCUGCGACACACGUUUGACAACUGAGUGAGGAUGAAGAUGCUGGUAAAUAUUCUCGUUCUCUCACUGGCUGUGACCCUCACCCACGCCAUCGCCUGCACACCCGGGGUGUGCUCCCUGGUGCGCUGUGCUGCGGUGACGGAGGACAACUGUGACGGGAGGGUCGCCCGCAAUGGCGGCUUCUGUGGCUGUUGCGACCUGUGCGUCAGGCAGCUAAACAAAGGCGAGUCGUGUAUCGAGGCCUUCCUGCUGGGACUGUCCAUGCCGGCGAGCUCCGAGUGCGGCGCUGGUCUCACCUGUAACUCCCAGACUCACAUCUGUGAGGAGCUGCUGCUGAGCAAGAGGGCAGACCCUCAGACCUGCCAGGAGCGCUUGCAGCAGCUGCAGUCCGGCGUCCACCUUCUGGGUCAGUUCCUGCCCACGUGCGCCCAGGACGGCACCUACGCCGCGCGCCAGUGUCACGGCUCCGUGUGCUACUGUGUGGACCCGAGUGGCGUUAAGAUCGCAGACUACAGCGCGUCCAUCGGACAGUCAGCGGACAUGAACUGCCAGUGUGCACGUGACCAGUACGCCUACCUACAGACGGGGCUCAUCGGCAAGAUGUUCUCGUGCGAGGACAACGGCAACUACCGGAAGUACGGGUGCACAGGCUCCGUGUGUUACUGCACCGACUCACUGGGCCAACAGUUGGCCGACUCGCCCACCGUCAACAUCGGCGACUUGGCCACCCUCAACUGCUAGGGGGCGCCACCCUCCCCAGCCUCGAGUACCCUGGGGAAGGGGUCUGAGAGGGAAUCCAUGCAAAGACUUAAAGACCAGGAUUGGCUGUAAACCUUCAGGAAGUAGUUUGUGUCAUAUUGUUAAUAAACAGUUUACUUUAGCAAGCAGUGUGUUAUGAUGAUAAUAAACAGUUUACUUUUUAGCAAGCAGUGUGUUAUGAUGAUAAUAAACAGUUUACUUCACGAA
Molecule: messenger RNA, 1069 nt
Organism: Pomacea canaliculata
Lineage: Eukaryota; Metazoa; Mollusca; Gastropoda; Architaenioglossa; Ampullariidae
Product: saxiphilin-like
Exons: 6
Coding region: 137-844 (235 amino acids)
Biological process (GO): cell-matrix adhesion
Cellular component (GO): basement membrane
Source: RefSeq, a predicted model, not a curated record